Brassica oleracea var. oleracea is the source of this 816-nucleotide messenger RNA. RefSeq lists its product as uncharacterized. The coding region runs from base 1 to 816 and encodes 271 amino acids. The transcript has a single exon. NCBI's taxonomy places the organism in Eukaryota, Viridiplantae, Streptophyta, Magnoliopsida, Brassicales, Brassicaceae. The record is from RefSeq and is a predicted model, not a curated record.
AUGUUCAUCCGCAAAAGACCGACGUCUUUCACUGCUCUGUUGAUGUACGUUGAUGACAUCUUAAUUGCCUCUAACAAUGAUGAAGCUUUGAAUGAUUUGAAGAAUGCUUUGCAUAAGGCUUUUGAGAUCAAAGACAUGGGCACUCUGCGGUUCUUUUUGGGUUUGGAGAUAGCUCGCAAUGCUAGUGGUAUUUCCAUCUGUCAGAGGAAGUAUGCUUUGGAUAUAUUAUCCUCUACAUGCGUGCUAGCUUGCAAACCAGUCUCUGUUCCGAUGGAUCCAACGGUUCAUCUCAGUAAGGAAACUGAUACUCUUUUAUCUUGUGCGAAACCAUAUCGGGAAUUGAUUGGUCGGCUCUUGUACGUCACAAUCACAAGACCUAAUAUCACAUUUGCUGUGAACUAUCUCAGUCAGUUCCUCUCCUGUCCCACUGAUACUCAUCUUCAAGCAGCACAUCACAUCCUGCGUUACUUGAAGUCUAAUCCGGGACAUGGCUUAUUCUACAAUGUGGAUUCAGAGAUAUGCUUGAACGCCUUUGCUGACGCAGAUUGGAUGACUUGUCCAGAUUCUCGACGUUCUAUUACUGGUUUUUGCGUGUACCUUGGCAAGUCCUUGGUGAAUUGGAAGUCGAAGAAACAACAGACUGUUAGUCGUAGCAGUACUGAAAAGGAGUAUCGCAUCAUGGCCUUAGCUACGUGUGAGCUCUUAUGGUUACAUCAGUUACUCAAGGACUUGAAGGUGACUGUAUGUACGUCGGCAAAGCUCUUCUGUUAUAACAAAUCCGCCAUUCACAUCGCCACCAAACCCCGUGUUUCAUGA